UUUGAAAACUGCGAUAGCAAAACUUUUAUCUCCGAGUGCCGAGAGAAGGUAGAGGUUAAAAUAUAUUAUCACAAUGAAGAACAUAGAUUGUGAACUAUAACCAGUUUAUUUACUAUUAAAAUAUAUUUAUGAGUUAAUGUGUCGAGCUCAAGAAUAAACGUUUCUUGUUGUGUCCACAGUAUCGGGCCUUUCCAAUAGGAGGGGUGCUUCUUGUGUGAGCUGUUGUUUCCCUUCACUGCCAGAGAUGGUGCAGCGGCUCCAUUCUGUUAAGAGCUCCCACAGAAAUCCACUUGUCAUUUAGAACUGAACAGUGCUCAGACACCCCCACACACGCAUGGAUGCACACUUAAUACUGUAAAGAAGAGGACUGAGAAGCUUUUAUUUUUGUUUUGGUGUUUUAUUCCACUAGACAAAUAUCCAACCUGGGGAGCUGUUAGCAAUUCAUUCAUCACAUCAGCUAAGGACGUACAAUUUAAAUGUAAUCCUUUUGUUCUUCAAAGCUUCUGACAAGAAACAAAACAUUCCUGAAAUCUUAAUCUAUAUGAACACUGGCAAUCAUGAUGGGCAAAGCAGGGUUGUUCUUACUGAUGCUGUGGGGCUGUACUCUUUGUGGAAGCCAAACUUCAAUGCAGAAAUCGCCACAGGGAACUUUGGAUUUUGGGUUUGUGCCCUCUGGAGUUUAUGAAACACAUGCAUAUUUUGAACCUGGACCUAUAGGAAUCCUUUUUCACAUGGUACACGCUUUCCUUCAUGUGGUGCAGCCCAAUCCUUAUCCUCACGAUCUCGUCACAAAGGUGGCACAGCAGAAGUUGAGCGAAGUGAAACAAGAGUAUCAUAAGCCAGAAAACUGUGUACUGGCACUCCAGGCCAUCUACUAUGAAAUGGGUUUCAUUGUAUGCGCCUCCCUGGGAGUGCUUUUUGUUCUGUUCAUGCCUCUUGUGGGGCUUUGCUUCUGCAUGUGUCGUUGCUGUGACAACUGCGGUGGGGAGAUGCAUCAGAGACAGAAGAAGAAUGCUGACUGCCGGAGAGGCUUCUUCGUAACCUUACUCUUUGUGACGUCUCUCAUAAUCUCGGCCGGUGUGCUGUGUGCGUACGCAGCCAAUCAAAAUCUAUCGACUCAGCUGAAGGGAGUCCGGAAGCUUGUCGAUAGCAAUUUCAGGGAUCUGAAAACCUUUGUAAACGACACUCCGAUGCAAAUCGCUUACCUGGCUAACCAGUACAACACUGCCAAAAACAAGGUCAUUUCUGACCUAGAUAAUAUAGGUCCUUUGCUUGGCAGUAGGAUUUGUGCACAGAUGGGAAAAGAAGUUCUCCCUGCACUAGAUGGGGCACUAAGUUUGGCUGGAGCCAUGAGAGAAACUAAACAGGCUUUGGAGAACGUGAGUGUCUCGCUGGAGGUGUUGCAGGAAGCAACCAACAGUCUGCAGGUGAAUCUGCUCAACGAACGAGCGAGGCUGAGCAACACACUCAACGACCCAGCCUGCUCUGCACCAGGGGUCUCCAGUACCUGCCGUGACAUCAGAAGAACACUGAGUCAGCUCAGCAUCAACGCAAACUACAGUGCGUUGCCUAAUGUAGACACAGAGUUGUCAAAUGUGAAAAAUGUUCUUAAGACAGACUUAAGUAACAUCAUUCAAAAGGGAUAUUCAACAUUUAACGACACCCCAGAUCUGGUAAAGAACCAAACGAAGAAUAUUGUGUCAGCGGUUCCCCGCAUCAAGUCCAUGCUGGAUGCCAUUGGGUCUAACAUCACCAGCUUCUCCAAGCAAAGCCCUGUUCAGGACAUUCUUACAAAUUUCACUCUGUACCUCAGUCAGAGCCAGUCGUUCGUGGAGGACUACUACCCUGUGAUUAACCAGUAUGAUUUCUACAGGUGGAUGGGCUGCAUCAUAGUCUGCUGCAUGGUGGUUCUCAUCCUUGCCUUCAACUUCCUGGGCCUACUGUGUGGCACCUGCGGGUACAACAAGCAUGCCUCCCCCACCACCAGGGGCUGCAUCUCCAACACUGGCGGCAAACUGCUCAUGGCAGGUGUUGGGUUCAGCUUUAUGUUCUCCUGGGUGCUGAUGAUUAUUGUAGUGAUCACUUUCGUCGUGGGAGGAAAUGUCGAGAAGCUGGUCUGUGAGCCUUUCGAGAACAGAGCUUUAUUUAAGAUUCUGGAUACUCCCUAUUUGAUGAAUCCAAAUUGGAAGAACCUCCUGCCUGGCUUCCUCUAUCAGAAUCCCGAAAUAGACCUGACCUUUGAAAAGCUUUAUAGUAACUGCAAAGAUAAUAAAGGCAUCUAUGCAGCACUACAGAUGGAUAAUAUUUUCAACAUUAGUGAAUAUUUAAAUGCAAGCAUGUAUACCAGGGAUGUGGUUGACGUGUUUGAAUUUGUAAAUGUGGAUCUGAGUGAUAUGGUCCUACUCGACGCCAAUGCAAAACAGAAUCUUCUGAAUUUCAGUAAUACAGGCAUAGUGAGCAUCAACUAUGAGGCCUACUUAGCAGAGAUCAAUAAAGGUGUUACAAAAGUGGACCUGUUGUCAUUUGCUAAAGACCUAGAAGAUCAGGCAGGCAAGCUGCCAAAGGGAGCGCUGGAGAAUGCAUUGAAAGGUCAUGCAAGCAGUAUUCGUUUCAUUCAUGGUAAACAGGUGGUGCCACUGGAGCAAGCCAUGAAAUAUUUUAAAGCAAGGAGCACUUUAAAUCAGAGCGUCCGGCUGUUGCAGAGGACUACGUCUGAUCUCCCAAAUAAAAUUAAUCAUGUUAUUGGUGCUCUUGAUGCAGCACAACACCUCAUCAGCAGCAAUGGAUCCUUAAUUAUUACCCAGGAAACCGAAAAAUACAUGGAAAUGAUGAUCGGCUACUUUAAGCAAUACAUAGACUGGGUCAAGAACUCUAUUAUAAUGGAAGUUGCUGCUUGCAAGCCUGUUGCCAAUGUAGUAGAUACGGUUGAGAUUCUGACCUGCAGCUUUGUGGCAGAUUCCUUGAACACUUUCUGGUUUGGCCUGGGAUGCUGCACAGUAUUUUUGAUCCCAAGUAUAAUCAUUUCUGUGAAGCUAGCCAAAUUCUUUCGCAGAAUGGACUCCGAGGAUGUGUAUGAUGACAUUGAGACUAUACCCAUGAAAACUAUGGAAAUUGGUAAUAAUGGUUAUCAUAAUGAACAUUUACAUGGUAUUCCAAACCCUGUAAUGACAAGCAUCCCUUCCUAUGACUCUAUGACUAGAUUCCCCCGAGCUUCUGCUCCCCCAAGGCAAGAUGGGUGGGGCGACUAGCCCAGGGUUUUCUGAUCCAGCCAAGUCUGGAAAAUUGGUAGAAGACACUGAAACUUUCCCAAAGGGAAAUCAAGCUCCCAUUUGAUUGACAGAAUGCCAUCAGUAUGUGCGAUUAGAAAGGAAUCUGUCACCUAGGCAGAUGUUUCAGACUUUCCGUUGUUCUUCAAUACCACUAUCCCUAACUUCCUGACUAAAAUCAACGAGGAAUGAAAAUGUGUAAUAUUGAUUAGGCCCACACACACACAAACACACACCAUACCUGUAUAAAUCAAAUCACAAAUGUAUGUUUACACUGUAGAAAUGUGUGAUAACAGUUAAAGGAGAAUCAUGUCACACUUCACACUAGAUUAUGUAAAAACUAAAUCUUUAGCAGUGCUAUCCUACAUCACAGCUUGCCACAGUUAUUUUGCAUGUUAUGUAGUUGAUCAAUUUACUUUUGUUAUUUGAAACUAUAAAUCUGUACGUAUAUGUAAGUGUACAUGUACAAAAAAAAAAGAAAACUGCAGGUAUUUUGAAAAUUGUAUAUAUUUAUGCCAAGGUAGUUCCUUUUGUACAUGUCUUGUUUAGGUUUGUUAUUUCAGUUAUGCGCUCGAAUUAUGAAGUAUCUAGGUCUAGUAUAGUGGCAGCAGUUGAAUACUUGCAGUGCUGUGGUGUGAAAUAGCAUCUCAGGUUUUAGUAUCCUUUCAACCGCACAAAGUUAGUAUACUGGUCUCCGUUAAUCCUCAGCCUCUGUUCCAAAUGGUACAAAUUGUCAUGUGGGCUCCUGUCUGCUGGACUCAGACCAACACAACUCAUUACACGUGUUACAGGUUCCCCACAAGCACCAGGUCGGUUUGAACAGAAGCCUUUAGGAAAGAUAUAUUUAGGCCUAGCUGGCCAUAAUAAAGAGGUCUUUUUUUCUUCGUGGUGGUGCUUCAGUAGGUAUUUUUUAUAAAAAAUAUAAACAAAGUACACUAGUUUGAAGCAAUUUUUUGUGGUAGAUCUCGGGUUUUUCUUCCUCCUUUACUCGGCUCUUUAGAGUCUGUACAGUGAAAUAACAAAAUAGUUGAACAAAGUUAUAACAUUGAUUGCAUUAGCAAGUUUUACUCAAGGUACAGAUUUAGUUCCACUUGCAAUAUCAUGCUGUGACAGCUAACUGCAUUUGUAGUGAGUUCACAGAAAAAGAGAUGGCAGCUUAGCUCAUUCAGGUGUUUUCUGUGUUUUUUUUUUUAUAUAUUUUUUUUAACAUUUUAGGUCAAAUAUAAAAAGUCAUUUAAAUGAAAGUAGAGACAGUUUAUGGAUGAGUAUGGUUCAGUUUUGAUCAGUGUCUUACAUAUUUUUUCCAUGUUUCUAUAUGUUGUUAAAUAAAAGGCAAAGUCGGUCACUUUAACACCUGUAACAUCUGCCAUAAACUGUUCCCUAUGAGUGCUAAACACAAACUUAAAUCUACGUGUCUAGGUGCUUGCAAUCUGCCCAUGUUUCGAGUUGCACAAUUUGUGAAAUAGCUUUUUAUAACAGUGGGAAUUAAGAUGGCGACCACAGGAAGUACAGUAUAUACCACUGGUGAACUGAAGUGUAAAAAUGUUAAUAACGAUUUCAACCCAGUGAGUUGUUUUGUGGUAUUUAAUGCUACUUUUUUCACAAUAAUUGUAAGUACAAUGCGCAGAUACAGUAGAAGUUAGACAAAGUAAGCGGGUUUUUUUUUUGUUUUUUUGUUUUUUUAAGUAAAAGAAAAUUUGUAUACAAUGUUCACUGUAGUAGAUUUACAAGGGGUUUCUAUUUUUAACAUGUACCCAUUCAAUAAAAAAAAGGUAUUGUUAAAUAUGUAA
This is a messenger RNA of Polyodon spathula (Mississippi paddlefish), 5056 nucleotides long. Its product is annotated as prominin-1-A-like. Gene Ontology annotation, molecular function: cholesterol binding. The transcript has 31 exons. The coding region runs from base 558 to 3248 and encodes 896 amino acids. The record is from RefSeq and is a predicted model, not a curated record. NCBI's taxonomy places the organism in Eukaryota, Metazoa, Chordata, Actinopteri, Acipenseriformes, Polyodontidae. Gene Ontology annotation, cellular component: microvillus; prominosome; apical plasma membrane.